CUCGUCGUCGGACUUGUCGGCAGAUGGCGGAUGCAGUAGACGCUUUCCGUCAGUCGUGCAUAGACAACUCACCGAGCAGUGCUAUUACAUCUCUCUCAGCACCAUUUUGUGUACAUCGUUUCGAACGGAACAUUGUGUGUAUGUGCUCCGUGAAUAAUCAAUCACGAAUCAAGUGCUAAGACAAAAUCAGUGUUUCAUUUCGACAUGCCCACGGAGGGUCGUACAAGUAAUCUUCAGUGUUAGUAGAAACCGCGCCUCCGUCAUGAGCGAGUGAUCGUCGACGUUCAAAAAAAGUCGACACAGGAAACAUGUCUGGGCGGACCGCCGACGCGGAUACGAGCGAAGGGUUCGAGUUCGAAAUUCGAAAGCGGUCAUGUCAUCGCCUCUCGGAUUUCGUAUAAGUCACCGUCCAAUGUCAAAAUCGUGCACGUACCGCGAGCGCCUCGCGAGCGGAGAAUGCAAUCGUUGGUAGUGUGGUGGGCGGUAGUGUCGGCGGCCUGGGCGCUGGCGGGCGCGUGCUCGAGCUCCAUCUCCAAGCGGCCGGCGCGGCCCACGCGCCCACAGCGGCCCGUGCCGCAGCCGCAGCCGCAGCCGAGGCUCAAUGUCACCUUCCCCACCUUCAAGUGCGAGCCCGACUACUCGGAGUAUUACUGCCUCAACGGCGGCGUGUGCUUCACGGUCGUCAUAUCGGACAGCCCGAUCUACAACUGCGAGUGCCAGAGCGGGUUCGUGGGCCAGCGGUGCGAGUUCAAGGACCUGGACGACUCGUACGUGCUGACGAGUCGCCACCUGAUGAUGGAGACGGCGUCGAUAGCGGGCGGCGCGACGGUGGCGGUGUUCCUCGCGAUUCUAGUCUGCUUCGGCGCAUGGGUGCGCCUGCACCGGCGGAGUAAGGCGCCGCCCUUCGCGGAGGAGUGUGGAGCGCCCGUGCAGCUGGUGGCGGUAGCGGCGCCCCACGGCGUGCGGCUGUGCACGCAGCCCCAGCCGCAGUAGCGACCCUAUCCUGGACUCUCACCGGAGCGACCUGUUUAUACUGUAUCUCGUGUACAUAUUAUAUAGUUAGAUUAUGUGUUAAGUUAUGUGGAGAGAAUGGGAGAUAAGAAAAAUUUAUGUGAUAAUUAUUUUAUGAAGCUCUUAAUUUAUUUGGAAUUAAUUUCUUUUGUAUAUACCGGAUUCGAGCGGUUCCAAGUUUGUUGUGUUUGCCAAAUUCCAGUCUCCGUUUUGGUGUCAGUGAAUCGCGUAUGUGUUCCGUUGGAGGGUCGCACUGGACUUGUGUAAAGUGGACUGUGUACCUUAUGCUACUCGCUUCGUGUAGAGCUGUGUUAUUUUGGCACCAUAUUGUAGAAUAUGGAUGUUGCCUUAUUUUAGACAAAUAACUUCUGUUUCUGUUUGUUAUGGUCCGGGCGUCCUUAUUGGGGCCCGGGCUGGUCGGCCACGUGUGUAGGCUAGGCGAUGUUUUCUGUUGGGCUUCAGCCCGCUGCAUGUUAUUGUUUUGUACUGUAGUAAAUGUUUAGUGGGGGGGCCUCGUGCCCCUGCUUGUGCUCAUUAUACCUUGCAAUAUUCUGUCAAAAAAUGUAAAAAGAAAGUAAACAGUUCUAAGUGAUAAUGUACAUGGGAGCAACACAUUCAGGCCAAAUGUACGUGCGGGCCGCUUGUGCUCGUUCACAGGACAUCUAGAUAGUUGUGAAUCAAUGUUAAUUGUAUUUAUAGUUCUAUAUAGAUAGAAUUGUGAUGAAUUUGGAUGGUUGUAAGGCAGCGAGUAGCGCAGUUCCUAUUGCCGCAGCCGCAGGCGUUCGGUCGGCACAUUCCAUCGCACGGAUAGAGUAUUUACUGGUGUCAGUAUUAUUUUGUAAUACAAUUGUUAAGCCGGCAGCUUUACUUUAUUUUUAAUUUAUACCUGCUAUCCCGCUGGGAUAGGCUGUAUUAUGUUCAUAUAAAGGCUGAAACGUGCCCUUAACGAAAGGCUUCUUGUAAAUAUAGCCCACGUAGGUAUUUAUUAGAUAUUUAUAAACGUUUAUUUAUUGACUGCUUUAUUUAGAUAAAACUCAGUGAUCAGCUGCAUCCAACGCCUAAUAACUAUUAACGGUUGCAUCUAUUAAACCUUGCUAAACAUGGCCUCGCGUAUCAUUAUAUUCUUUAGCGAAAUCUCAUUAUGAAUCUCAUGUAAAAAUAGAAUAAAUAUUGGAUGGUGAUGAAAGCAUCCUUACAGUGUAACUGAUGUUUAAACCAAUUGGUUUGUCUCUGUAUAUAUGUACUUCUCUCAUCUCGGUGUCUAUUGUAUGAUAAAUAAAAUUGUUUUGCCAUAAAAUAAAAUAUUAUUCAGCUGUGUAUAUAAUUAUAAUCGAUGUAUCCUCUUGUGACUAUUUUUAUGUUCACUCUCUACACUGUAAGGUUGAUACAAAAAAUAGUAAUCAGCAUUUGGAUUGUUGUACUGAACUUGUAUGUGGGAACGGAGAAGCCAAUAUUGUUUUAUUCUAGACCGUUUACCAGUAGUAAGGGUAUUUGAUGUGUUGACUUGAUGUGUGCUCCUACGUUCUCAUGUGCAUAUUGUAAAUUAUUAGUUUGGAUUCAUAUGAGAUUGUUUAUAUGAACAUUCCAAAGUAUAUAUGUAAAAAUGUCUACCUACAUCUAAUAAUUUUCGAAUAUCUGUUAAGAUGCUACAUUGUUAAUUAUACAGUUUUCUAUUGAUCAUAUUUUGUUAAAAGAAAAUUAUAUGAAACUAAAUCCUUAA
Molecule: messenger RNA, 2731 nt
Organism: Aricia agestis (brown argus)
Lineage: Eukaryota; Metazoa; Arthropoda; Insecta; Lepidoptera; Lycaenidae
Product: protein spitz-like
Exons: 1
Coding region: 457-993 (178 amino acids)
Biological process (GO): epidermal growth factor receptor signaling pathway
Molecular function (GO): receptor ligand activity; epidermal growth factor receptor binding
Source: RefSeq, a predicted model, not a curated record